GCGGGGACACACCGCGACCGUGACGACACCGCGACCGUGGCGACACCGCGACCGUGGCGACUCGUCACCCCUUCCCUCCCCGCUCCCCAAGUACCGGCCCGGCCCCGGCGGGGCGAGACGAGGCCGCCGCCCCCCGGCGCCAUUUCCCUCAGCGCAGCGGAAGCGGAACCGGCGCGGCCUCGCCCCGCCCCGCGCCGCGUCACCGCCUCCAUAUAACGCGGCCCCGGCUCCGCCGCCCCGCGCAGCUUCAGCCGUCGGUGCGUGAGCCGGCGCCAUGUUUGCCGUGAGGCGGAACGCUCUCAUCGGCUUCAACCUCUACUGCGGCGGCGGCAGCGGCCCGGCCCUGGCUCCCGCCUCGGCUGCCGGGGGUCCGGCCCCGCCGCCGCCGCCUCCGCCCGCCGCCGCCGCCGAGGUGCCGCGGGCCGCGCUGGGCUCCGCGGGGCCCUGGGCCGCCGCUCCCGCCGAGGGACCCCGUUCGCUGAUUGGUCCGGCCGCGGCCCCCCGGUCGCUGAUUGGCUGCGGCGCGGCCCCUCACGCGGCGCGGCCCGGCGCGCUCUGGAGCCCCGAGGAGGAGCUGGACGGCUGCGAGCCCGAGCCCGAGCGCGGCCCCGCCGGAGGCUCGCUGCCCGGCACGCCGCCGGAGCUGCCCGACGGGCUGCGGCAGGACUCGCUGGAGCUCAUCAGCCGUUAUUUGAGGGAGGCGGCCGGUGAGGCCGAGCCCGCCGUCAAGAAGUUCUUUCCGGGGUUGUUGGGGGGACCCGGCCGGCCCGGAGGAUCGGGCGAUGCCGUGAUGGAGAAAGCGCUGGAAACGCUGCGGAGGGUCGGUAACGGCGUCAUGCAGAAACACGAGCUCGCUUUCCAAGGAAUGCUCCGCAAGCUGGAAAUCCAGAAGGAGGAAGAUCUGCAGUCAGUGUGUGAAGUGGCUGCCCACCUGUUCAGUGAUGGAGUAACAAACUGGGGUCGUGUGGUGACUCUCAUCUCCUUCGGUGCCUUUGUUGCCAAACACCUGAAGAGCAUAAAGCAGGAGAAGUGCAUCAGCUCCCUGGCAGGGAUCAUCACGGAUGCUCUCGUCUCGUCCAAGCGCGAGUGGCUGCUGAGCCAGGGAGGCUGGGAGGGCUUUGUCGACUUCUUUCGGGUCGAGGACCUGGAAGGCAGCAUCAGGAACGUCCUGAUGGCGUUUGCAGGAGUGGCUGGACUGGGAGCGAGCUUGGCCUACAUGAUCCGAAAGUCAAGGAAUUGAUGCUCUGCUUCCUUCGAGAGGAUGACAGAAAGCUCGAGUGGACUGCUUCAGCUCUGUCCAGGAGGCAACUGAUCUGCUUUAGCAGCAAACCAGUGAGAACCAGCAGCUCUUGUCUGGACUGGAGCCCUCUGGGCUGGUGCAGCAGCUGUGCGUGGAGCAGAUGUUUUCAGGGCUGGUGGUUGUGGGUUGCUGGAAAUAGCAUCUGCUGCUGCUGUCCUGCCUAAACUUGUGGCUUUUCUGUUGGAGCAGAAACACUGGGUGUUGUACCAAGCUGAGCCUCUCCCCAGGUGUGCUGCCCACCCUGGGGCCUUCUGCCACUGCUGGCUCUGCACAAAUCCACCUUCCAGAGGUGGGAGAGCCCAGACAAUACCUCCCUCCCCUCCACUACCAGAAUGUGGGGGUGCUGGGAGCCUUGCAGGGCCCCUCGGGGCAGCUGGGGUGAGGUGGGGCUCAGGGCUGGGAACCACAAGCUGGCUGGGCUGGGCCACACCACACACAGGCAGAUUCAAAAGAGGGAGUGAAUUUGUAAGUAUGUAAAAACAAACCCUCACCCCCCAUGGCGUGGGGAGGCUGUGUAAAGAACCUGUAAAUAGCUAUAAAUCUGUAAAAUAUGUACAUUUUUACAGAGCUAACAAGAGACACAAAAAGGAGGGGGUUGUGUUGUUAUGAAUGUGGUAGAAACUGCUUCUGGGUGCACUGUACUUCAUUCCUCAUGUGAAGUAGCAUAUUAUUUUUGGGUGGCAAAGCCUUCUCCUGCCUUGACUCCAAGUGAGCCUUUACUCUGACAUACUUGAGCAACAUUGCCAGGGAGUGUGUGACGAGGAGCAGUGGCCUGGUGUGGAUCAGUGGACUCUCUCCUUGUGUCCCCCCCUCCCCCAGCUGGCAACAAGUUGUUUGUUUGUUUUAAUGAGGAGGGUGGUUUUUUUUUCUUUGUUGGUGAUGUUCUUGCCCUUCUGAGCUGGGGAGCUGUGGGAAGGGAGUGGCUUCCUCACCCCUCUCCUUUUUACUCCUCUUUAAAGCCAUGAGUCAAACGGAGCUGAUGCUUGAAUGUAAACGUUCUAAGAGCAGAAUAAAACUCAUUGGCUCAGA
Colius striatus (speckled mousebird) is the source of this 2329-nucleotide messenger RNA. RefSeq names its product MCL1 apoptosis regulator, BCL2 family member (gene MCL1). Gene Ontology annotation, molecular function: channel activity; protein heterodimerization activity; protein homodimerization activity. Gene Ontology annotation, cellular component: mitochondrial outer membrane. The transcript is spliced from 4 exons. Lineage: Eukaryota; Metazoa; Chordata; Aves; Coliiformes; Coliidae. The record is from RefSeq and is a predicted model, not a curated record. Bases 275 to 1240 code for a protein of 321 amino acids. Gene Ontology annotation, biological process: extrinsic apoptotic signaling pathway in absence of ligand; intrinsic apoptotic signaling pathway in response to DNA damage; positive regulation of apoptotic process.